AUGCAAGAUAUACAAUAUCUAGACAGUAUGAGUAAAGUUCCCGCAUGGAAAAGGCUUGGUCUUCAGGUCAAAGACGAAGUUUCUGAAGAUCCGUUGGCCACCACAACACAUUUAGAACAUGACAAUGUCACCAACAAGAUAGCGAAAAGCUUGAAUCGAAAAAGACGGUUAGAGGAACAAAAAGAUGGGGCUAAAAAACCGCCCAAGCGAGUCAAGGUUCCCAAAAGCGAAAGGAAACCUCCGCCAGAAAAGGACCAGUUGGCCUAUUUGCGCCAGUACGCUGAAGAUAAAGAUAACUGGAAGUUCAGCAAGCAAAAGCAAAACUGGCUACUAAAGAAUAUCGAGUCGAUUCCGCAAAACUACGAAGCUCCUCUUAUAUUAUACGUCGAAGGAAUCCAAGGCGGGGCACGUGCUCGCUUGGUGGAGCAAUUGAAGCAAGUGGUGGAGAAAUGGAAUGCUGUUGCACAAGCUGUUGAAGAUCGUGUGAAUGCGCAGUUGUACGGAACAGGAGAGGAGAAGAAGGACGAGAACGAAACAAAGGAAGAAAAGGAAGAGACCAAAGAAGAAUCAGGACCACUGAAGGAAUAUGCCAUAAGAUGUAAUAAGUUAUUGGCCGCAAUCUCUGAAGAGGAAAUUGUUCUUAAAGGUGUGGAGGAGCAAGAAAAGGAAGAAGACAAACAAGAAGAAAAGGAAGAGGAUAAAGAAGAAAAGCAAGAAGAGGAGGACGAACAAGAAGAAAUUGCUGAAGAAAAUCAGACUGAUCCUUCUAAAGAAGAGGUGGUUGAUGCAGAGGAUGCAGAAGACAAUUUGGUGAUCGAUGAGGUUGAAGUGGAAGAGUACGAGUUUAGCUCAGAAGAAGAAAAGGUGAAAGAAGAGAACGACAAGAAGGAAAAGAAGAACGACAGCAAGAAAGAGAAGAAGGACAAGAAAGACAAGAAAGAGAAGAAGGAUAAAAAAGAUAAGAAAGAAAAGAAAGACAAGAAGGAAAAGAAAGACAAGAAGGGGAAAAAAGACAAGAAAGACGAGUAA
Molecule: messenger RNA, 1029 nt
Organism: Clavispora lusitaniae ATCC 42720
Lineage: Eukaryota; Fungi; Ascomycota; Pichiomycetes; Serinales; Metschnikowiaceae
Source: RefSeq, a predicted model, not a curated record